AAUUUUUUUUUUUUUUUAUUUGAACAUAUUUGUAAGGAGCGGGUUUCAAACGCAGCCUGGGAGAGGGGGAAUGCACCGGGUCACCACACACUAUCCCCUUCACGCCAAAAAUCCUUGCCAUUUGCAGAGUUUGUUUGCCAAGAUCUCACACGUAUCUCUCUUCUUUGCUCGUUAAAUACCUUCACACGCAUCUCUGCUUUCCAAACUGUUUUCUGGGUACAUCUAAAUCUUUUUCUCCUUAUAUAUGUUUCUGCCCUCUUGCUUGUGUACUUGCAUUGCAUAACGCUUAUUUUCUCUCUCUGUUCAGUUCUUGAAGCCUUUUCCUGUUUUUUUUCUUUUUUCUUUUUUCUUUUUCUCGAAAGGGUGUCUUUUGAAUAAUGUAAACUCGAUUACGGUGUCAAAGUUUGGUGCUUUCUGAGUUUGAUUAAAGCCCAUUUGCUCAAAAGUGGUAUAGAGCUUUCCCUGGCUCACCCCAUCAUGCAUUCCCGCUAGAUUUUGAAGUUGAAGUUGGAUUCUAGCAAUGCCUGUUUGCUUUAAAUUGUUUUGAGCAGUUCAAGAUGCAUCUUGUAAUGCUGGUUUCUCGUUAAUUUGGUGUUUUUAGCUUUUUGAGUUCCACAACUCUUGUGCUUGAUUAGGACCUUUGGUGGGUUUUUGCUUGUUAUAUUAUCAUGUAAUUUGCCAAUCUGCUGCUUUCCGUUCUGCUUUUUUUGUUCACUUUAGUUGGGGUUUAGUUGACGAAGAGAAAGCCUUUACAAUGAUGAAGUAAAGGAGGUGGGAUGGAUCUAAGUUCUGUUGAAGUCAAUCGUUAGUCUUGAUCUAACCAUCUAAGCAUAUGGAGAAAAUCUGCUAUUCUCGUUAAAUUAGCCCCUUCGGAUUCACCAUGGAUAUUGCUCGUUAGUUCCUUGAUUUUUGCUCAAACCCUUUAAUUUAGGUCAGUUUUUAUUUAAUUUGAUUUGUUCAUUCCUCAUAGGAUACAGCCCAAUAUUCUUUAUUCAAUUUCAAUGUAACUUGUUCAGUUAUACAUAUUCACUUAUGGACCUCAUCAAGGUUCAAUUAUACAUUCCAAAAAUGAUAAAUUCAUACUUUUCCU
Rubroshorea leprosula is the source of this 1090-nucleotide messenger RNA. NCBI's taxonomy places the organism in Eukaryota, Viridiplantae, Streptophyta, Magnoliopsida, Malvales, Dipterocarpaceae. The record is from the annotation of a GenBank genome assembly.